UGCUAACCAUCCAGGCAGCUUUUCCCCAAAUCCAAAUACACAUAACAGUUAGGAAAGCUGCAAGUUUUCGCAGUUGGCCAAAAACGUCCAGUUUCAGCGGUGAGCCAGAAAAAUUUCUGCGAAAGGCUGUCGUGGCAAGUGUUACCCGCACACAUACACACAUCAUCCAGACCAGAUCCAGAUCCAGCCAAUCCCCCCGUGGAGUGGAGUGAAAAUUCAUUGACGACUGGGGGCGAAAAAGCUCUGGCGGAAUAGAGAGCACGGCGGCACUGAGAGCGCAACCCUCUAGAACAAAAACAACGAAACAGAGUUCAGCUGCACCACCACCCACUAUCGCCCACCACCACCACCACCCGCUACACCACCUCCAUUCCGACCUGCGGCAGUGCAAGACAGUGAAAAGGCCAAGUGCAUAUAGUGCGCCUAGUACCUUCAUCCUAAUCAUCGCCAGCCGAAUUUGUUGAGGCCACCACAGCACCACCAACUAACUACAGCCAAAACCACACAGCCACCAGAGACAUAGCCCAGAAGAUCUAAGUUCUAAGUUUUUGGGGGUCUGAGAUGGGCAAGAAAGACAAGAACAAGGAAUCGGCGGACGCUGCACCAGCUGGCGAUGCACCACCAAACGCCGGAGCUCCGGCCGGAGAGGGCGGCGAUGGCGAGAUUGUGGGCGGACCACACAAUCCGCAGCAGAUUGCGGCACAGAAGCGGCUGCAGCAGACGCAGGCGCAGGUCGAUGAGGUCGUGGACAUCAUGCGCACGAACGUGGAGAAGGUGCUGGAGCGCGACAGUAAGCUGUCGGAGCUGGACGAUCGCGCCGAUGCCUUGCAGCAGGGCGCCUCGCAGUUUGAGCAGCAGGCGGGCAAGCUAAAGAGGAAAUUCUGGCUGCAGAACUUGAAGAUGAUGAUCAUCAUGGGCGUUAUUGGCCUGGUUGUCGUGGGCAUUAUUGCAAAUAAACUUGGCCUCAUAGGCGGAGAGCAGCCGCCACAGUACCAGUACCCACCACAGUACAUGCAGCCACCGCCGCCGCCGCCGCAGCAGCCCGCCGGAGGACAGUCAUCGCUGGUGGAUGGGGUAGGAACAGGAGCAGGAGGAUCGGACGGCGGUGCAGCAGGUGCUGGCGACCACGGCGGCGUAUAAGUGAUCUCGCUGCACGCUGACGAACGUUUCUCGAUGAAACGCCCUCCCCAGAGGGCGAAAACAAAAGGAAAACUCAGUUAAACUAGAAAAUCUCGAGAUUUGCAAUGAACUCAAUAAUAAUUUCCACUUAGACGAUGUGCACGAGUUGGUGUGUGAGAGGUUUUAAGUAACUUACGUCAUAAUAUUAAUACUAAAUCUAAAAGAAAAGAAAAGAUAAGAAAAGAAAAGACGCUCCGGACAAAUUAAAGUUGUUGCUAAUUUGUUUAUGGUUACAUUAUUUCAUGCAUAAAACAAACGGUAUAUAUAUAAAUAUAAAAUAUGAAUACAAAUAUAUGGUACUUGAAUAUUACGAGUGACUCUCAAAAAGAAAACCACGUACUACCCUUUAUGGAACUUGAACUUGGACCUCUGCGCUGCACUGGCAACAAGGAGCGCCAGUGGAAGCAGGAGGACAGGCGGUCGCUUCCCGAUGUUCGCAGCUCUUUGAACUCAGUUUCCUUAGCAAAUCGACUAGACAAAACUACACUAAACUAAAAAAAAAAAAAUCAAAGAAACAAACAUAACUAUUCGGAACAAGACCCAAAACCAAAGAAAUCUAAGCUUUGUUCCUAAGUAAAGUUACGCAAAUAUGAAUAUUCGAAAUGUAUAAUCCAAAAGAGAUGUUUAAAAUCGACGUGGCCAUAUAAGUAAUUGACAGUUAAAUGUAUUCAUGGAACUUUACUUAUAUAUAGAGCCAGUGUAGUCGGCUGAAACCAAAAACUUGAAGUCUAGUCAAAAUAUACAAAGCGAUUUAUUUGCAGAAUUCUGUUUAUGUGCAAUCAUUAUACUGUUGUGUUUGAGAAACAGCCCAGGCAGCAAUUGAGUGCAGCUCGAAAGGUUCGAAUUGAAAGAUGAAGCCAGACAGUUCAACGAUUAAAUUAAGCGCUAGACACACAAUAUGUUGGUUAUGUUAUCCAAAGGAUUUAUUUAGCUCGACGCUGGCAGCAGAGGCACUUAACACAUAUGUUUGUAUAUUUCAAUGUUACCAGUAAUAGACGAGGCGGUACUUAGAACAUAUAUAUGUACGUGUAUGUAACGAUAUGAUAUUUAGAUCUCACACACUCCACCCC
Messenger RNA from Drosophila gunungcola (fruit fly), 2249 nucleotides. Its product is annotated as neuronal synaptobrevin. Gene Ontology annotation, biological process: vesicle-mediated transport; vesicle fusion. The transcript has 7 exons. The record is from RefSeq and is a predicted model, not a curated record. Gene Ontology annotation, molecular function: syntaxin binding; SNAP receptor activity. Bases 562 to 1140 code for a protein of 192 amino acids. Gene Ontology annotation, cellular component: plasma membrane; SNARE complex. NCBI's taxonomy places the organism in Eukaryota, Metazoa, Arthropoda, Insecta, Diptera, Drosophilidae.